AUGGCGAGCCAUUCCACCCGCGAGCUCUCCAAAUGCGGGCUUGGCUCAAAUAGCGUUCCUACCGAGAGUAGCACGCAUCUCAACCGUCCCUCUCGUGGACACGCGGAGUACAGCGUCACCAUCUCCGAGCAGGAACCCGCGUUAUCGGCUGAUUCGUCUCCUGGGACUCGCAAUGUCAACCGUGAAGGCUUUUGGCGGGGUGUUGUUGCCUCUGCGUCUUCUCCUGCUGUUUCCGCGAGCAGCAAGAGCACAGGGGGGCCAGCAGUGUCGGAGGCAGUCAUUGUGGGUGGAGGUUUGGGAGGCCUCGCAACGGCUAUUGGCCUCCGGAACAUUGGGAUUGACGCGCAGGUAUACGAGGCACGGGACGAGGUGAUAGACGGGGGAACCCUCCUCACCCUCUUCCCCAACGGGCUCAGAGCGCUCAGCAGAAUCGACCCUGCCAUUGUGCCCCAGCUGAUAUCCCGUGGAGUACCGGACCCCACCUGUUUCAACCGCUCUCCAACGGGCGACAUCCUUUUCCAGUUUGACCCCGCGUCCAGCAUCACUGCCCGCUACGGCUUCCCCAUGCUCUGCAUCCGCUGGCAAGAGGUGCUCGACGUGUUGCGUGGGAUGCUGCCAAACGAUUCCAUCCAUCUCGGGCACAGGCUCGUGGAGUUUACACAGAGAGAGGAGGAAAAAGAGGGGGGAGGAGGUGCUGAGGGGAACGGCUCGGUGAAAUGCGUUUUCAAGGAGGUUUCGGGCGGUGAAGAGCGGUUGAUGGAGGUGGAGACCCCUCUACUGCUGGGGGCGGACGGCAUUCACUCAGAGGUGCGGAAGAAGCUGCUACUGGUGGGGGGAAAGGAAGGGCAGACUCCCUCUGCCCGCACCCUCCUCGGCCGCACAGCAGCCAUCAUCGACGGUGGAUUAGGCAAGCUCUACUGGGCACUCACGCUCGUCGAUUCCGCCGAUCCGACGGUCAGCAGCGCACGGUCCAGCGGGGGGGAGGAGGCGCGGGAAAAGAUCUUGCGGGCUUUUGAGGGGUGGGAUGCGGUGGAGCAGCUGGUGAAGGCCACUCCCCCCGACCUCAUUCUCGAACGCCGCGUGCUCGACCUCCCGCCCCUGCCCUUCUGGGUCCACGGGAGGACGGCUCUCCUUGGAGAUGCGGCGCAUGCAGUGACGCCAGUGACGGGGCAGGGAGCCAAUCUGGCGUUUGAGGAUGCGGCUCAGCUGGUGGAGUGCCUCCGGGUGCACUCACAUGCCAGCGACGCCCUUCGCUCCUUCCAAUCCAUCCGCAUGCCACGGGUGCAAGCGGUGACUUCACGGAACGUCGCCGAAGCAAAUAAGCUCUAUGACAAGAAAGGCAAGAAUGAGAAGAAAGCAGGAGGGUAUGUGAAAGAAGCGGGUUACCGCGAUGCAAGCAAGGCGGGUGCAGCGCCGCCGAUCUUAAAAGACGUGGAAGCAACGGUAGUGUCAGCGGCACAAGAGGCGCGUGAUCCUGACGAUAAUAUUUAUGGUUAUGACAUUGUCGCCAGGGAGGAGGAACUUUGUAUUGCUAGUGUUAUGCAAUAA
Messenger RNA from Closterium sp. Yama58-4, 1548 nucleotides. The record is from the annotation of a GenBank genome assembly. Lineage: Eukaryota; Viridiplantae; Streptophyta; Zygnematophyceae; Desmidiales; Closteriaceae.